AUGGGUGGUUUCGGGGACUUCACGGACAUAUGCCACACGGCGCCCUUGCCGUUGUGUCCAUCCGUCGGACCCAUCACUUCCGUCUCGAGCGGCGUCGGCGUCGAAACCGACUGCUUCGCGCGAAAUAUCGAGCUGGCCAAUACCAUCAUCUUCCAGGGCGCAUCCAGUUUCAUACACAUUAUCGCUUUGGUCAUGACUAUAAUGAUGAUCUUACAUAUCCGAGGGAAAUUCACUGCCGUUGGUCGCAAGGAAAUCCUAGCGUUCUUCUACUUUUACAUGCUACUAUCGUUCAUCUCCCUCUGCGUCGACGCCGGUGUUGUUCCUCCAGGCUCCGAACCUUAUCCAUACUUCGUUGCGAUACAAUCCGGCCUCACGUCCGCGCUGAUCACCUGUCUAUUAAUCAAUGGAUUCGUCGGCUUUCAGCUCUACGAAGACGGCACCCCCUUGUCCGUAUGGAUGCUGCGGCUUUCCUCCUUUGCGGCUUUUGUCGUCUCGUUCCUCGUAUCGCUAGCUACGUUUAAGUCAUGGGCCGGCAUGGGACCGGCGAAUACAGUAGGCCUAUUCACGGUUCUAUAUCUCCUGAACGGCGUACAACUCCUCAUCUAUGUGGCUCUACAGAUUUUGCUCGUGGCCCGGACCUUGGAAGACCGCUGGCCGUUGGGAGAUAUCGCCUUCGGCCUCUUCUUCUUCAUUGUGGGGCAAGUCAUAUUAUAUGCGCUCAGUUCCACGAUUUGCCAAGCGACUAGUCAUUAUGUUGAUGGUCUGUUUUUCGCAACAACCUGCAAUCUGCUUGCUGUCAUGAUGGUUUACAAGUAUUGGGAUUCGAUCACGAAAGAAGACCUCGAGUUCUCCGUAGGUACACGGAUGAAUAACUGGGAAGUGAAAGAGCUUCUUCCCGAGGAGGAACGCCGUACUACUGUCUAUAUGGACGAACCUUACGGUCACUCUAGCCCUUACGACCAUUCCUCGUCUCCUUCAAGAAACCGAAUGUCCCGCUAUUAGUUGCCCGGUAUUGCGGAAUCUUCGGACGGCGAGAAGGAAGGAUCCGAGAGAGGAGACUGCGAGAAAGGAGGGAUUAUCUGCUUCGAGGUGGCCUGAAACGUUCAGAAGCAUGUUGCAUUUGCGAGGCGUCUUGGUUUGGUUGGUGAGCUCAUGUGGGCUCCAUUGGAGCAAUAGAUGAACAUAUUCAAUAUCAGGGUAUUGGCACUUGCAGCGAUUGCUGGAUUGCGAUUGCGAUUGCAUGCUUAAAAUGGACCUGAUGUGGCAACUGCGGCGACGACGGAAGUCGAGUAAUAUUUAUAUUGUACAUACUGAGUAUUUAACUACUACGAAUAUAUGAAUCUAUCUUGAUGGAAUUUUAAUCAACAGAUGCCCUUGCUACGUUUGGGUAGGUGUCGAUUGU
Messenger RNA from Daldinia loculata, 1402 nucleotides. RefSeq names its product chitin synthase export chaperone. Gene Ontology annotation, cellular component: endoplasmic reticulum membrane. Gene Ontology annotation, biological process: protein folding. The record is from RefSeq and is a predicted model, not a curated record. The transcript has 3 exons. NCBI's taxonomy places the organism in Eukaryota, Fungi, Ascomycota, Sordariomycetes, Xylariales, Hypoxylaceae. The coding region runs from base 1 to 1002 and encodes 333 amino acids.